CCCUUCCUCCCCCUUGUUCCACCUCACCCUAACCCUGGCCUGGCCCCGUCCCACGAAUUCCAAGGAGGCACGGGAGGGGGCCAUGCCCAUGCAUGCAUGCGGCUGAGGCGGUGAUCACCGGCGGAUCAUAUCGGAGAUGAUGAAGGGGAGGUGGCCGCCGUUCAACAAGAAGAACCAUCUCCCUCGGAGCAACGUCUCCGACGCGUCCUCCACCACUUCAGCCGCUGCCAUCGCCGUCACCACCCACCGCCUCUAUCAAGUCUGGAGGGGCAGGAACAGAUUCCUGUGCGGCGGGCGGCUCAUCUUCGGCCCGGACGCCAACUCCAUCGUGCUCACCGUGUCGCUCAUCAUGACGCCGCUCGCUCUCUUCGUCGCCUUCGUCUCCUUCCGCCUCGCCGACCUCAUUGGGAAGCCGCUUGGCCAGCUCGUCCCGGCGGUCGCCAUCGCCGUCGGCGUGUUCGACGUGAUCGUGCUGUUGCUGACGUCGGGGCGGGACCCGGGGAUCAUCCCGCGGAACCUGCGGCCGCCGGAGCCCGACGACACCGGCUCCCCGGCGGCGGGCGGCGGCGGCGGGUCGCUCCCGCCGACGCGCGACGUGUACGUGAACGGCGUGGUGGUGAAGGUGAAGUACUGCCACACCUGCCUCCUCUACCGCCCGCCGCGCUGCUCCCACUGCUCCGUCUGCAACAACUGCGUCGAGCGCUUCGACCACCACUGCCCCUGGGUCGGCCAGUGCAUCGGCAAGAGGAACUACAGGUUCUUCUUCAUGUUCAUCUCGUCGACGACGUUCCUGUGCCUGUACGUGUUCGGCUUCUGCUGGGUGAACCUGGUGCUGAUCGGGAGGAAGAACGGGUCCGGCCUGGGGCGCGCCGUCGUGGAGUCGCCGGUGUCGGGGCUCCUCAUCGCCUACACCUUCGUCACGGCGUGGUUCGUCGGCGGCCUCACCGCGUUCCACUCCUACCUCGUCUGCACCAACCAGACCACGUACGAGAACUUCCGGUACCGGUACGAGCGCAAGGCGAACCCGCACAACCGCGGCGUGGCGGCGAACGUCGCCGAGAUCUUCCUGUCGCCGAUCCCGGCGAGCAAGAACGACUUCCGGGCGAGGGUCGCCGUCGAGCACUACUACGCCGCCGCGGCCGGCCCCGGCGCGCAGUCGGGGCAGUACUACUACUCCUACUCCAUCGGCCCGCUCUCGUCGGAGUCCAAGGCCAGCUUCAACACCCGGGGGAGCCUCAGCUUCGACAUGGCCAAGGCCAGCUUCGACCUCCGCGGCGGCGGCGGCUACUCCGCCAAGCGCACCAGCGUCGACGUCUCCUCCUCCUCCUCCGACUUCGGCGACAUCUACGGCGGCGCCGGCGAGCAGCAGCCGCGGCACUCCAUCUUCGGCGACGGCGGCGGGAGGACGAGCACGAGCAUCAGCAGGAAGGCCGACGACGUCCCGGCGGAGUUCGGCCACUACGGCGCCGCCGCCGGCCGGCCUCGCGGGAGGGAGUUCGACCCGGUGUGACGCCGCCGCGGCCGCCAUUGUUGGGAGCUCCAUGCAACGCAAAAGCUAAUCAAUUCAUGUAGCGAAAUUUUGCUUCUUUUUUUUUUUUUUUUGCCCCUCCUACUCGUGUGUUUGGGUAAGAAAGUAGCUUUGGUUGAUCAGCUUCCUUAUGUUUGCUGAUGGGAGUAGUGGUUUUCAUAGCAUUCCACCACUACUUUUGUUAGCUUAAUUUAGUGAAGGUGAUGUACUACACACACAAACCUGCACACGCAUGGGUUUAAUUUUGUUUAGGACUGUGUAUAUGUAUAAACAAUGUCAUAAGUUGUCCAAAAAUUAUCUUUGGUAGGUAGGCCUUCUUUAGAACACAAGAGUUUGAUUCCUGUUAAAAAAACCUAUGAGGUCCUGGUGUUGUGUAUGAAAGAAAAUGAGGACAGCAAAAGGAAUGUGUU
This is a messenger RNA of Oryza brachyantha (malo sina), 1938 nucleotides long. Its product is annotated as probable protein S-acyltransferase 6. Gene Ontology annotation, molecular function: protein-cysteine S-palmitoyltransferase activity. The record is from RefSeq and is a predicted model, not a curated record. Gene Ontology annotation, biological process: peptidyl-L-cysteine S-palmitoylation; protein targeting to membrane. The coding region runs from base 137 to 1510 and encodes 457 amino acids. NCBI's taxonomy places the organism in Eukaryota, Viridiplantae, Streptophyta, Magnoliopsida, Poales, Poaceae. The transcript is spliced from 4 exons. Gene Ontology annotation, cellular component: Golgi apparatus; endoplasmic reticulum.